AUGGUGCCUUGCAACCCGGGCAGCUGCGGACAUCCAUCUCUCUGCGCCCGACCAUGCAUCUACAUGGCGAAGAACGGUGCGUGCCAUGUGGAGGGCUGCAAUUUCUGCCACAUGACUCAUGAUGUACCGGUCAUGAAGCUGAACCAGAGGCAGCGCUACGUCUUGCAGCGGCUCGAUGUGAAGGAGAAAAUGGACCUGAUCCUCGCAGCUGUUCGUGCAGGGCUUGACCGAGAAGGUCUCACGUACGAGGCUGGCAGUUUGAUCCAGCUUCUGGAAGAGGAGGCCUCGAAGCAUGCGCAGCAGGGCCUCGACCGGAGCCACAAGAAGCAG
Molecule: messenger RNA, 330 nt
Organism: Symbiodinium sp. CCMP2456
Lineage: Eukaryota; Dinophyceae; Suessiales; Symbiodiniaceae
Source: the annotation of a GenBank genome assembly